UGCGGAUCACCAUGGUGCUGUGGGUUGUAGCCUCGUUAUCUGGAGCAGCGGUUUAUACUGUUAGUCAUCUGUUGGUUUCUAGGGGAGGAGGAGUUUUCCAGUGGUUAAAGGAACUUACGAUCUACUACUGUCUCAAAGUUAAAAUCAGACGUUAUCGUCUACCAGAACCCCUUGGUAACCAUGAAACAUCCAACGGUGAUGUUCGGACGUUAGGAAUUUUACCACUGCUUACAGAUGAAGAGCAUGAAAAUCCAAGACAGAUGCAGCCUGAUGAGGUCUUCUUUGGAGCAGUUGACACGGAAGAUCGUAAACUGAUUCUGAAGAUGACAUGUCAUAGAAACCAUCUGACCGAAGUUUGGCUAAUCCUUCAUUUGCCAAAUGGAGAAGUUUUAACUCUUCCCAGUUAUCCAGACAGUCGGGUCCUUACUGUUCAUCAGGGAAGUUACACCGCAUCUGGGCUCAAGAUGACUUGUUUGUCUGCAAUGAGAAAAUGGAGAAUUACCUUUAAUGGAUUAUUGAGAAGGAUAAAGACAUCAUCAUCAUCAUCAGAAGACGAAGAUCACGAUCUUGUUCAUGUUAAGUUUUCCUUCAUAUGGACAAAUAUGUACGGAGUUUAUGAUUUCAGGCAAGAACUACGAUCACCUUUACUAGUUAGAAAGAAAGGCCUAAACCUGUUAUCCGCUGUACAAAGUAUUAACCAGUGUUUACAGUUUUAUGAGCAGUGGGGUCAUAUGACCGGGACACUGUACAUUGAAGGUCAGGAUGAAAAAGAGGUGAACUUGUGGGGGUUCAAGUCAAAAAAUAUUGAUAAUAGGAUUCCAGAUGACCUUGCUAAUUCUCUUCAGAUAUAUGGCUACUUGAAGGAGGGCUCAUCAUUUCAUCUUGGGAAAAACGUGUUUGACUCAAGUUUCUCCACUCAUGGGUACAUAAUGACAUCUGCCGAACAUUUGUUACCUGCCGAUGCUAGUACCCUCUCCAGUUUUUCUCUUGAAAACAACAAGACAACUACUUUCGCUGGUGGUAAUAAAGAGUACAAGGUGAAGAUCAGAAACUUAGGUCAAAAGUUCAAUAUCUUUAGUGGAGUAGAUGGAAAAUGGGAGGUUACUAUCCACUUCAUAAACUUGGAAGUUAAUGGAGAAUCGGGCUGGGGUUUUGUUCUUCUCCAUAACAAGACUGAAAGAAUGUUAAAACCACUGGACGUCCCACUUGAAUUCCCUCUUGUAGACAAAGAGAGUGAAGUUAGCAUCCACAGUCCGUUGGUCGUGAGCUUGAAAAACCCUCUUUGUUGCAAUUCUAAACUGGUUGGGGGAAAAGGAAUGUCUUUAGCUCUGCUGACAAAAUUAAGCAAGAAAUCUGAGAAGUUCAGUGUUCCCAACGGCGUAGUUGUUACUGUUGCUGCUUAUCAAAGUCAUCUUGUGAGGCAUGUUGAAUUGCAGAGGGCUAUUGAGAACCUGUUGAGAACAAAUAGUGGAAAGACACAAGGAAGUUUAGAAAAUGAAUGUGUAAGGUAAGUGAGGAGGUUAACAGUAUCAGUUUCAGUCAGUUUACAUAACUGUGAAGG
This is a messenger RNA of Limulus polyphemus (Atlantic horseshoe crab), 1561 nucleotides long. RefSeq lists its product as uncharacterized. The transcript is spliced from 15 exons. The record is from RefSeq and is a predicted model, not a curated record. Gene Ontology annotation, molecular function: ATP binding. Lineage: Eukaryota; Metazoa; Arthropoda; Merostomata; Xiphosura; Limulidae. Bases 12 to 1511 code for a protein of 499 amino acids.